Rotaria sordida is the source of this 3039-nucleotide messenger RNA. Lineage: Eukaryota; Metazoa; Rotifera; Eurotatoria; Philodinida; Philodinidae. The record is from the annotation of a GenBank genome assembly.
AUGAAUCAAAAUGAAGAACAGCAUCACGUUAUAAAAUACAUUCUUGACAAAUUAGAAAAGUAUGCUCAUAAAUCUGAUCUCUGGCGUUUAAUUCAUGCUUCACAUCUUCGUCGGAAUCUUCUUCGACGAUCUGAACGUGUUUCAAAGAUAUAUUCGAUAUCAGAAGAUCUUGUUCGUCAAUGUAUCAAUCAGAUUUUUGCUGAUGUUGAUCAAUACGUAACGCAACUUCAUCGAUUGAUUUAUUCUCAACAAUUUGACGAUUUAAUACCAAUCUUUAGUAACGCAAAUAAAAAGAAUACUCUAUGGCAUACAAUGCAAAUAGAACGUGCUCGACAUUUGUGUCUAACUCAAGAACAACUGACCGAGAAUGAACUAUUGGAAAAUUAUUAUACAUAUAUUCGAGAAAAAUUAACACCAAAGAACAAUAUAUUGAAUGAAAAUCAAAAAUGCCAAUUUCGUGAUAGUUCAUUUGAUUUAAAUCUCGCUUAUACCCAAGCUGAAAGUAAAGCAAAAGAGUAUCUAAACAAUGUUAUAGGAAACUUUCGAAAAAGGAAGACACCCGAUCUAAAAAUCAUCGAUGAAAUGAUCAAACUAGGAAUAGAUAAUAUGAAAAAGAUUCCAUCGAAAGAAGAUUUUCAAACAAGUAAUAAUUUCUUAGGAAGAGUAUUAAUUUUUCAUCAAAUCAAAGAAGCAUAUAAAAGUCUUUUACAAAAUACAAGCGAUGAUUUUAUGCUCCUUCGCUUUGGCAAAACGUUCGGACACAAUGCAUUACAAAGUACACAACAAGUUGAUAAACAAUUUUUUUAUCUUUUGCAUUUGUUCCUGAAGUCAGUAGCAAUCUUGUUUAUCUCACUAACAACAACUACAAAGGAUAAUACGAUAUCAUCGAUUUCGAAAAUAGCUUCUCUUUGUUUUUUUGAAUGUGAUUCUUCAAUAAUCAAACUAAAUAUGGAUCUAUUUUCUCCAGAAACAAAUAUUGAUCAAUGGACCUGGUUGUUAGAACAAUGGCGUGAUAUGUUAAGAACCAUGCCUAUGAUAUGUACACAAGCUGGAGCUUUUAGUCGUCUUGUUCGUACAACGAUUGGUAUUGGACUUAUGUAUCUCGGGAAAUCUGCUGAAACAAUGGUCACAACUGGUUGUUUACCGAUGAAUACUGAACUGAUCAAUGAACAAUUAUUUAAUGCUCUUCAAAUAGGCUUUUAUUUUGGUGUUGCAUAUGCUCUAGUCGAUUGUUUACAAGAUGAAAUUCAUAAUUUGGAUAAUAUACCAUUACAUCAUUUCCUCAUCUUUGAUAAUGAUACCAACCACCUAUUGACACCAGUUGAAACAAUAGAUAAGUGGCUUUAUAUUAUGGAACAAUUCUUAAGUGGCACAAAUUUUGAUCGAAGUCAAUUACCAAAGACUCCAUUCACAUCAAUGCUUAUUGAAUCCUUUGAUAAUCUUUUGAUAUUGACAAAAUCAAAUAAUAUAAUGUAUGAAUCUUUCAAUGAAUUGGCUCUUCUCUUGCGUUCGCAGCGGAUUGAUAAAAAAGAAAUUGAUCAAUAUUACGAUGACGAGCAACUAUAUCUCGGAUCUGUUCUCAAGUCACAUUUUACUUAUACAUGCACAACUCAUCUCGCUGAUAUGAGUACAGCACGUGAAGAAAGUGAACAUCUUUGGAUAAUACCAUUUUUAGGACAAUUGACAGACGAUUGUAGAGAUUUUAAUGAUGAUAUUAAAUCAAAAUCGGUCACUCCUUUUACAUACUAUGCAUCAUUAAUCAGACAUAAACAACCAAUUGCUAAUAGUUUACUUAAUCCAUUUAAUACAUUCCUCAAUCUUUGCUCAGAUAUAUAUUUAUCAAGCAAUCGUGAUAGUCAAACAGGUGCGUUUCUAGGUCGUCGUAUUGCUCGGGCAUUGCGUUCAAUUGAGGUGACUGGUGGUGAAACAUCAUUUAUUCAGUUUCUUAAUAUAUUUUGUUCGGACAACAGACUCUUGUAUGAUUAUUGUUGGCAUAAACUGCGUAAACAAUUUCCUAUAAUUACUGAUCCUGAAAAAACCUUUUUCCGAUUAUUAGAUGCUUCGAGUAUUAAAUAUGCACGAAUAAACCGAAAAUUAGAAACAUAUGUAUGUGAAAAUAUAAUAAAAAUAGAGGAUGCAUUAAAUAUUCUCCCAUUACAUAGUCAAGGUGAAACUAUUGUCGAGGAAGAAGUUUUAAUAUCAGCAAUGAAUUAUAGUGUCAAAGUUGGCGGUAAACGUUUAAGACCAUUAUUAAUGCAAAUGGUUGCUGACUUGUACGAAAUUGAACCAAGUCAAAUAUUACCUUUGACUUGUGGCAUUGAAUAUUUGCAUACAUCAUCAUUAAUAUUUGAUGAUCUUCCUGCUCAAGAUAAUAGCGAUUUACGACGAGGUCAACCAUCUCUUCAUAAAACAAUAAUUAAUAAUGAUAUACCAUUUAAUUUAUGCGAAGGUCGAGCUCAAUUGGCCGCUGUUGAUCUUAUCGCAAUUAGUAUGGGUUUAAUUAAUCAUGGUCUUAUCAGAAACGGAUUUUUACCUGAAUGUGUCAAUCGAGUUGUUAGCGAAAUAUCUAUGUUGAUGCAUGAUCUUUGCAUAGGACAAAUGAUGGAUUUACGUGCAGCACGUGUCGGUAUUGGGCAAGAUAAUAGACAAAUUGAUAAACUUGAUCGAAUUGCUUGGUUUAAGACGGGUAAGACAAUUGAAGCAGUUAUGAUCAUGCCGGUUAUUCUUGCCAAUCCACCAUCAGAUGAACAGACUAAGGAAUUGUUGCAUAUUCGAGAAUUGAGUCGUUUAAUGGGUAUUAUGUUUCAAAUGCGCGAUGAUUUGUUAGAUGUUGAAGGAGGUGACGCUAUUGGAAAGCCAACAUUACUUGAUGUUAAAAACAAUACAGUUACAUAUGUAUCACUACUUGGUAUUGAUGCUACUCGACAUCGUCUUCGACAAUUUUUAACUCAAGCGUUACAACUAGUAGACGAUUGUUGGCCAAUAGGCUCAGAAACAAUUAAAGAUGUUAUUAAAUAUAUUGUUGCACGAAAAACUUGA